Cryptosporidium ubiquitum is the source of this 1014-nucleotide messenger RNA. RefSeq lists its product as uncharacterized. Bases 1 to 1014 code for a protein of 337 amino acids. Lineage: Eukaryota; Apicomplexa; Conoidasida; Eucoccidiorida; Cryptosporidiidae. The record is from RefSeq and is a predicted model, not a curated record. The transcript has a single exon.
AUGUUUAAAAUUUAUAUAAUACUCCAUUUUAUUUUUAUUUACAUUCAAACGGCCUAUAGUUCACAUUCAAAUUCGGGGGAUGGAACAAGCAGUAGCAAGUACUUUAUUUUAGACCCCAUAAAGUAUAACAACUUUGUGCAAAGUCUGAUGGAAACUCCAGAAGAAGUUAUUUCGGGAAACAAUUUUCGGAGCUCUGAUAAUUUUAACUUGAUAAAAAUGAAUAAACUUCAAGAUAUUAUUUGUAAAGAAUCAGACUUGGUAUUUAGCAAUACUGAAACGGAUGUAAACUAUAGUACAGUUUUGAAUCUAAAUACUGGUGAUAAUGAGAUGAAAAGAAACAAGAAUUAUCUGCUUUUAUUUGGUGCAGAUAAGUGUAUUUUAGAUUCAUCUUUUAUUGACCGUAAAUCUAUAAAAAUUAACAUUCGAGUUAUUCCUGAUUUGAGGAGCCCUACAAAAGAAGUAUACUAUGAUAAAAUCUGUGAUUGCCUCUUUAAAAGGGAGAUUAGUGAUGAAAGUGGACAAAAUGUAUUUGAAGUUCAUUGUAAUUCUGAUUUAAGUAUAGAUAUUCAACAAAAUCAUGAUUAUUUAGAAAUUGGAGGUGUAGACACUUUAAACGAGACUGAUUUAGUUAAGUUUCCUACUCUAGUUGCAGAAAAAAACUCGGAGGUAGGCAAAAAGGUUGAGGUUGUAGGUUCUGAAACAUUUUCAAUAAGAGCUCCCAAUAUAAAGUCAAACCAUGUCAAAACUAUAAAACCAAAAGUAAAUGAAUUUAACUUUUCAAAGUACUUCUGGGAAACUAGCAGUGGGUUUUUUGGAGAGGGACAGGAAGCUGAGAACAAGGCAAAUAUAGAAUACUGUAAAUCUCAAAACCAAAAUAAAUCAUGUGAGAAUGAAAAAAGGUUGAAUUUAGAAAAAGAAUUUAGAGAAAGCUGUAGUAGUAAAGAGCAUCAACUUAUAUUGGAUACAUUAUUAAUUAUAGUAGAUAAGUUAGUUGAGCAUUUAGAUAAUAAAUAA